This is a messenger RNA of Dermacentor andersoni, 1596 nucleotides long. RefSeq lists its product as uncharacterized. Gene Ontology annotation, biological process: negative regulation of smoothened signaling pathway. The record is from RefSeq and is a predicted model, not a curated record. NCBI's taxonomy places the organism in Eukaryota, Metazoa, Arthropoda, Arachnida, Ixodida, Ixodidae. Gene Ontology annotation, cellular component: ciliary membrane; Golgi apparatus.
UGUUGUCAAUUGUGUUGGUUGUGUUUAUUUUGGUUUAUCCGUACAUAGCUUAUGGCCCAUCCUUGGCUACAGUUGGUACAGUGAACAUGGCUUCAUGAUGUGGUGGUGUUAUGCAGCUCAUAGGUAGUCGGUGUUCUUAAAGACAGUUGUGUCAUGCCGUGCGGGCCUCGCAGUGCUGUGCCGCUGCAGCCUGCUUAACAUAACGUCACAUCUCCGGCAUCUACUCCGUACAGUCACUGCUGACAUGGAUAACAUUGCCCGCUGUACACACCCACUGAAGACAGGGCAAAUAUAUUGUAUUACGGUGCACCGCCUUGCUGCCGAAUUUGGGGUAUGCUUUCGCUCAUGAGCAUCCAAAACUCGGAACGCUGUGACAGUCGAUGGCGAAGUGCUAGGUGCGGAAACCACGAGUGACGUGUUCGAAGCGUCACAAAGCGAAGUGUGCCACAGUACGUGACUAUGGACAAAUUGACAGUGAUCUCGGGCACGUUGUUUUUCCUUGCCAACAUCUUUGCCAUCUUGAGUCUUGUGCUUCCCGACUGGAUCGUCUCCGACGUUGGUGGUGACACACGACUUGGGCUACUACAGACAUGCACCACGCUGCAGGGUCGGCCACCAACCUGCUUCCCUCCACGCCUGCAGCCGGAGUGGCUGCUGGCUCUUGUUUGCAUUGUACUGGGCUGUGUGUGCAUCACAGCUACCACAGUGCUACUUGGAUUGUCACGCUGGAAUGGCCGUGUUGUUCCAUAUGCACGAUGGAUGGGUUUCUCUGCUAUGCUUCUGUUCUGCCUGGCCGCUGUAAUCUUCCCGGUGGGCUUCAGCAUGGAUGAAAUCGGGGGAGAACCAUACCAGCUGCCCAGCAGCCACCAAGUGGGCCUCUCAUAUAUAUUCUUUGUGCUUGCACUCUGGAUCACAGUCAUCUCUGAGCUCUUUGCUGGCAAGGUCUGCAUGCCCCAUUUCUGAGCAGGCAAGCUCUGGUUUGACCUCAAUCCAAUGACAUAUAAAGGAGGCCAAGUGUAGGACCAGUAUGGUAAUCCUAAGGGACUUCAGAUUGCAUCAGCCACAGCGGUGAAAUCUCCACUCCUACUGUAUCUGCUCCAUUACAUAUCUCAAUUUGUAAAAAAAAAAAUAAUAAAAACAUUUUUGGGGAAACUUAAACUGCGCUAGGGACGAGACAUCAAGGUAGAAGAAGACAGGACGAAUGCAGUCCUUCCUGUCCUGUCCUGUCUUGCCAAAGGGCACGUGAAAUCUUGGAAGCUUCCUUGAUAGCUAGACAUGGUCCAGAUAAGUGCGUCAGCAGAUCGUCAGUGUAUCUUUUCAGGAAAGAGCUUCAUUUUUUGGUGUAGAUAGGGGCUUGGUAAGGGAGUGUUCCAUGGUCACAUGGUUAUGAUCGGGCUUGGGCAUGCACAUUGUUCAGAGAGGCAUCAUUGUGUAGUUUCAAUAAACCAGUUGCUAGUCUGAAUUCGCCCUGUCUACUACCUCGGUGUCUCGUCCCUAGCACAGCUUAAGUUCCCAAAAUUAUGUCUUCCUAACUAGCCUCCCAACACACUCUCCAUGAAAAUAGAAACAUUAUUAAAAGUUGCGGUAAUAUGUUUA